AAUAUCAACUUUAUUGUAGUCCGUAGUUAAACACAGGCAAAUCGGCUGUGUUCCUUUAAUAAUUGUCCUGGCGACCAAAUAGGUGUGGCAUCUCCGACAGGUGUAUUUGACAGGCAAAUAAAACAACACGGAAAGGAUGAGACAACACAGAAAACAGACCUGUCAAGAAUUGCUUCGAUGAUCGCACCCAACAAAUAUAAAAGAUGAAAGAAGACUAAAUACGACCGCUAUUCUACGGGAUAUCUGCGAACAUGAACUGGGGGUUUCUGGAGAACAUUUUGAGCGGGGUGAACAAGUACUCCACGGUGAUCGGUCGCAUAUGGCUCUCCAUAGUUUUCAUCUUCCGCAUCCUGGUGUACGUAGCAGCUGCGGAGCAGGUGUGGAAGGACGAGAACAAGGACUUUGUGUGCAACACCCAGCAGCCGGGCUGCGAGAACGUGUGCUUUGACCACUUCUUCCCCAUCUCCCAAGUGCGUCUGUGGGCCCUGCAGCUCAUCGUCGUGUCCACACCCUCCCUGCUGGUGGCGCUGCACGUGGCCUACCGCGAGCACAGGGAGAAACGGCAUGGGAAGAAGCUCUACGAGGACAAGGGCAGCAUAGACGGCGGUCUGCUCUGCACCUACCUGCUCAGCCUCGCCUUCAAGACCAGUUUCGAGGUGGGGUCCCUGCUGGCCUUCUACUUCCUCUACAGCGGCUUCGACGUCCCCCGGCUCCUGCAGUGCAGCCUGAGUCCCUGCCCCAACACGGUGGACUGCUACAUCUCCAAAGCCACGGAGAAGAAGGUCUUCCUCUACAUCAUGGGGUGCACCUCUGUCCUGUGCAUCGUGCUGAACCUCUGCGAGACGGUCUACAUCGUGUCCACGCAGUGCUGGAAGUGCUUCAGCAAGCGUUACGUCCCCAUCGAGGAGAGGGUGCACUGCCGCUGUCACCUUCCACCUGCCAGUGUUGCCACAGCAGUGCCACCAAACUUUAAACCACCACGCAAAGACAUGGAAAACUCAUGCCUUCCACAAGCCACAAAGGACAGUCCAACAGCUGUCUCUUAAUAAGUCAAUGUAACUUAAGUCCUCCGCUUUCUAUUGUCUGCAAUUUAUAUUUAUUUAAAUAUUUAAUAUUUAUUUCUAGAUCUCAAGGUUGCACUACAUAUCCUUAAGCUAUACUAAUAUUUAUCAAACAUCUAUCAUUUCAUUAUUAUGAGUACUUAUGUUCUCUGAUGACUGUUCAUUCAGGUUAAUGCAAUAAACGAGUGUACAGUUCCAUGAAACACAGAACUCCACAGGGCCGGCCCGUGGCAUAAACGCUCUAUGCGGUUGUUUAGGGCCACAACCGCUAGGGGGGCCACACGACCACGAGGGGGGGGGGGGUCACACGAAUGUUUAUCUAAGGUAAAUAACGUUUUUUUGUAAUUACGUUAUUCAUCCCCUAUCGUGGAAUUAGUGGUAUAAAUUUAAAAUGGAAUGGCAACAGAACAUUGCAUAACAAUGUAAUGUAAGAGGGAUUUUACCAAGAGAGCACCCCCCCCCCCCCCCCAACUCACGGAAUUGUUUAGGGCCACCAAAAUCCUAGGGCUGGCCCUGGAACUCCAUUCUGCAAAUCUAAUGAAAACCUGGUAUUUAAAAUUUUUAAAAUUCAACAAAGUGCUCAAUGUGCAAAAUGUCCAAGAGCACAGAGGUAUACUUAGUUUCUGUCAAUUUAGAUGAUCAUCCGUAUUCACCGAUUAACCUUUUUGUACGCUCUUACCACUUUAAAGUCAGUUUUAACAGUUAUAUCGCUGAUAUACCUUGAUAUCGCUGUCAUAGAGAUUCGUCCACAGAGAUUGUAUUUGGCAGUGCAAAUGUACGUUUUGCCAAUAAAGCACUUUGAUUCAGCAUUACGAAUCCCAUGCCCAUUAUCGGGAUUAAAAAUACAGUAUGUGUACCACUGCUGCCCAGACACACUGUUGGUGCUGUCAAUCUGGGUAGGACUGCUGAUAUUAGGUUUUUCACCCACUCUUAAAAUCUGAAUGAAACUCUACAUUGUCAAGUAAAAAUGAAAAUGAAUUAGGUAAUUCAUUGCUUGCUGUAGUGUAAAAAUGCUUAUUCACUGAUGCCUUCCCGGGCCAGGGCCGAGGCUCUCAAUUAAGUGCACCAUUUGAAAUGAUACACUGCAUCAUAAGGUCAUGUUAUGCCCUGUGAGUAAACGUUGUUUGGAUUGUUCCACUUUUCAGCAUCUAAAUGUGUAUGCAUGUUCUUAAAAUUGAACAGAAAAUAAAUAAAAUAAUAAAUGAUGGCUUUAUACAGCAAUGCAUGUUUUAGCCUGUUUACGGCUGUGGAGGAGUUUUAUUGAAAGGCUGUUUUAUUCAAUACUCGAGUGCAGAGAUUUUAAAAAAAGAAAACAAAAUGCUGUCUUCAAAAUCAAAAUGGGGUUA
Anguilla rostrata (American eel) is the source of this 2407-nucleotide messenger RNA. It is a transcript of the gene gjb7, whose product is annotated as gap junction protein beta 7. The record is from RefSeq and is a predicted model, not a curated record. NCBI's taxonomy places the organism in Eukaryota, Metazoa, Chordata, Actinopteri, Anguilliformes, Anguillidae. The coding region runs from base 252 to 1046 and encodes 264 amino acids. Gene Ontology annotation, cellular component: connexin complex. Gene Ontology annotation, molecular function: gap junction channel activity. Gene Ontology annotation, biological process: cell-cell signaling. The transcript has 2 exons.